AUGAGCGCGGGAGGGCCUAAUCCUAUGAACAAUUUACCCCCUGGAGUCAAUCCAGAGAACAACCUCUUGCCCGGAGGACCUAUAAUUAAUCAAGGAAUGAAUAGAAAUAGGAAUAAUAAUCAAAAUCCAUUAUUUAAUGUUAGGGAAAGACUAUUUCAUGCUUUAUUUUUCAAAUUUGCAAUUGCAUAUGCUCGUACAUUUCCUCGACCCGUAAGGAGAUUUUUCGAGUUUCUAGUGCUUCUGAAAGCACUAAUAGCUUUCUUUGUGCUUGCAUACAUACACAUAGCUUUCUCGAGAACACCAACAACAUGUUUGAAUCAUAUCAAAGAUUCGUGGCCAAGAGAUGGUAUUUUAAGGGUGGAAAUCUUAAGAAAUCCUGCCCAAGACUAUACGAUUGAACAGAGCUAUGCUAAAGAGAGGAAGCUGAAGAAAGAUAAAGAGGAAUUAAAUUCCAUGCUAGGGAUGCUAGCUACUGAAGGAUUUGUCAAUAUAGAAUCAUCAACAAAUGAUGAAAUUAAAGAUGAUGAAUAUUUAAGAGAUGGAACUGAUUAUGGAAAUAUCACCCGUAUUCAUGAUGAGAAUGAGGACUCUCCAAAUCAAGUGAUCGAAACGGGUUUCUUUGUCGAAAGUAAACCAGAUAUGGUGCCAAGCGAUGGUCUAACUGAUCUUAAUCAAACUAUUGUACCAGGUGAAGAUGUAGAACCAACAUCAUCCAUAUGGGAAGGAAUAUUGGGACUUGUAGAGGAUAUUGAUAGGGAUUCAAAAUUGGGUGAUGAAUCGGUCGACGAUUCCGCAGUGAACGAUUCAUCGAAAGAUGAAGAUUACAUACUGGAAUAUUCACUGGAAUAUGGAUUUCUUCGUUUAUCACCAAGUGCAAGGCUCCACCUCAAGAUUCCGGUAAAAAUCGUCACCUUGGACCCGCAGAAGGAUGAAUGUUUUGGAGAUACGUUCUCUCGUUUAGUUCUUGAUGAAUUUCUCGGCUACGAUGAUCUUCUCAUGGCUUCUAUUAAGAGUCUAGCUGAACAAGAGGACAAUAAGGGGUAUUUGAGGAAUGUGAUAACCGGUGAACAUUACCGUUUCGUGUCGAUGCUGACUGCUCGCAGCUCUUAUAUAGCUGCAUUCUUUAUUAUGCUGGUGUUUACUGUUUCGAUAUCUAUGCUGCUGCGCUAUGCUCAUCAUCAAAUAUUCGUUUUCAUUGUGGAUCUACUGCAGAUGCUGGAAUUUAACGUGACUGUCUCGUUCCCUGCGGCACCACUACUCACAGUUAUUUUAGCUCUAGUUGGUAUGGAGGCUAUCAUGUCGGAGUUCUUCAAUGAUACGACGACAGCUUUCUACAUCAUCCUUAUCGUUUGGAUCGCCGACCAGUACGACGCGAUCUGCUGCCACACGGCCAUUGCUAAGAGACAUUGGUUAAGAUUCUUCUAUCUGUAUCACUUUUCUUUCUACGCUUAUCACUAUCGCUUCAACGGUCAGUACAGCAGUCUUGCGUUGGUUACAUCAUGGCUCUUUAUACAACAUUCAAUGUUAUACUUCUUCCAUCACUAUGAGUUGCCAGUAAUACUACAGCAGGCUCAAUUACAACAACUUCUCUUACGUACCCAUCAUGGUAUGGGUGGAAUGAUGGGCUUGGCAGGUAUAGCUGCUUUAGCGAGUGGAGGAGCAUACCACGAUGUUCCUGGUACCGGAACCCAGGCUACACCUCCAACCACACAAUCAACUACGCAAACAGUUCAAAAUACAGCACAAUCUACAACGCAAACGACGCCAUCUGUAUCCACGGUGCAAACUAAUACCACUCACACUGGCGACAUGAUAUCUUCCCGAAGCACUACACCAAAUGCAACAGCUAAUGAUACAAGUGCAACUACAGAAAAUCAAACCGAAGAACGAGCAGUAGCUCCGCAGGUAACGGAAGCUAUUGCCAAUACAAAUAAUGAUAAGAAUCAAACAGUGACACCGAUUGCUGAAAAAGCUAUGAGAAUUGAAGAAAUUCAGAGAAAGAAGUCUAAUGAAGCUAUUAGAACGAUUCAUAGCAGUAGUUCGACUACUGCUACGCUUGAUAAUGAUGUCAACAAUUCACUAGAGGGGGCUAAUGACGACGUAAUGCAUAAAAACAAUGCUGAAGUUGAGAGUUUAACUUUAGAUCGUAGACGAAGACAAAGCAUGGAAGUAAAUGAAGACGAUCCUGUGUCUAGCACAGCGACCACUACUGCGAAACUAGCUCCUAGAGCGUCGCCCGAAAGUGACGACUUAGACUAGUAUCAUUUAAACUAUGUGCCUCUACGCUUUCGUUAAAAUAUUCAGUUUCUAUUUUACUUAGGUUAAAAAAUCUAAAGUCAUGGCCGUAAAUUAUAAUAGAAAAUAGAUAUCGACAAUUAUGAUGUAGAUGCUAAUUUUUUCGAAAUGUACUUGUUAAUUUAUGGUUGAUGAUACUUAGACGACAGACAAGAAUGAAAAACACAUUUUUAAUAGAACAUCUUUGUAUCGAGUUUUUAAACGGAUGUUAAGGGCAAUUUCGCAUAUGGAUCGGUGAUUGUAGUUGUAAGUCAUGGCUGCCAUUACAGCAAGUGUAAAUACCUAUAUGUCGAUAAACAGUCUAGUCAACAAGUUCAAAAACGUGUUAAAUAGAGAUAAAGCUCCUAAAAAUGUGAGCUGUAGCUCAUUCGAUCCAGAAUGACGUCUAGAAAAAUGGGUUGUAUGGAUUUUUUAGAACACGAAAAAUUGCAAAAGUUAUUAACAAAUUAAGUGGCAAAAAAAAAGUAAUUUCGUUUAUUGUUGAUAAUCCUAAAACUAUUAACAUUUAUGGAAUUUAAAAAGGUCCUUAAAGAGGAGGAAAUUUCCAGUAAAAAAGUCCACAGUCCCGGAGUUCUAUCUCUAUUAUUUAUAAUUUUAAUUUAACGCUUACAGUAGUUCUGCGAUGCGAGCUAGAAAAGCCUUCCACCCCUUUUUCUAGACGUCAUUCGGGAUCGAAUGAACUACCGCUACGAUUUUUAGGAACUUUAUCCCUAUUUAACACGUUUUGAACUUGUUGAUUAGACUAAAAUAUUUAUUAGGAUAUUUUUGUGUUGUAUCAAGAUUUUGUUACAUCGAAUAUGCUUAGUGAGAGGUGCUGGAAGUCAGCAUAUUCUAUUCAUUCAGUGAUUUAGUUUAUUGCAAUAAAUAUUUUUGUUCAUA
Melitaea cinxia (Glanville fritillary) is the source of this 3174-nucleotide messenger RNA. RefSeq names its product membralin. Gene Ontology annotation, cellular component: endoplasmic reticulum. NCBI's taxonomy places the organism in Eukaryota, Metazoa, Arthropoda, Insecta, Lepidoptera, Nymphalidae. Gene Ontology annotation, biological process: response to endoplasmic reticulum stress; positive regulation of ERAD pathway. The record is from RefSeq and is a predicted model, not a curated record. The transcript has 10 exons. Bases 1 to 2259 code for a protein of 752 amino acids.